AUGACAAACUCCAGCACCUAUUCGACUCCUCCACUUUACCAGGAAAUGGACUCUCGUCCUUGCUUUGGUUCGGCCCCCCAACGCGGCACAAAGCGCAAGCGAAACGUGGUCCCCAACUCCUCCGAUGAGGCGAAGAACAAGCACCCCACUCCGGCGCCCCUUGUCUUUUUUGUUGGUCCGCCGUCGUACUCGCAACCCGAGGUGGUGGACAUCUUACUCGACUCCGAUACCGAGGGCGAGGACCAAUACCUCGAUCUGCUGCCGUCGGAGCCCCUUUACGCAGCGACUAACAUGCCGGGCCACACCGCCCCUUUGAGAUUUCCGCACAUCACUUUCCAAUCGCAGCAGCCAGCAAGACACUAUCAAAUAGCACUAUACAUGCCAGCCCAGAUGGAGCAGCAGGGCACUCAGCAUGGUAUCUACUCCAGACCUCCCAUGCCAUUCUCAUACGGACUGUCGCCCAGCUCGGGACGUAUGGGUUUUGGCCAACCAGCGCUAGGCCACGAAGGUAUUAACAAUGGCGUACCGGAAGGUUAUGACACCAUGCCUUAUAUGCCAUACCAAGAAGGCCUUGCUAAUGGCCCACCGGAAGGGUUCUACUCCGGACCUCAUCAUUUGAUGCCAUUCGCGAGCGGACAGUCGUACAACUCGGACUUUAUGGUUUCCGGCACACUACCGGCAGAACGCAAGAUGAGAAAAGAUCUGCUUAUCUCGAUAGAGCCCAAAGUAUCGGCCACAGGCCCCGCCAACCCCUUUAGCAGGGAGGCCAGCCAUCCCAGCCCAGUGGUUGAACAUUCCUCUCACUCCCGGUCCGCCCCAUACUCCCAGUCCCCCAAUCAAAACCUCGCCGACCCGAACAUGCCUAGACACCUUCAGGGCGUGUUACACCAGGCAAUCGGAACUCCCGGUGUUGGUGUUUCGGCGAGAAGACCAGCUGAUGCGCAAGGCCCAGACCUGCCGCUAGAGCUACCUCCUAUCCUAUCUGUACCGAGGCAGCAGGAUGAUGACCGGGAGGAGCAUGAGAUCGCUCUUCCGUCAAGCAUCGCAUGGCUGGUGAUGGAACAGGCUCUCAGGUACGGGUCCUAUCUCUGGGAUACCUCCCAUGAUUGUCGGAAACCCUCCCCUCUCAGAGAAUGGUCCUGUCUCUGGGACGCUUCCCGGCAUUGGCGGAAACCCUCGCCGAUCAGAGGAGGGUGA
Anthostomella pinea is the source of this 1197-nucleotide messenger RNA. NCBI's taxonomy places the organism in Eukaryota, Fungi, Ascomycota, Sordariomycetes, Xylariales, Xylariaceae. The record is from the annotation of a GenBank genome assembly.